AUGGAGAAUCGAGUAGAUCGACUUGAAGCGAAAGUUCACUCAUUAAUUAUUAGGCAAAAGAUGAUAAUGAAAAAGAUGCAUGAAUUAUUUCUUGCCAUGAAUUCUCGCUUUAAUCAGUUAAUGGCCGAACAAGGUCAUUAUCAUGAGGAAGACGAAUGGUCGACCCAUCACAAUGAAGGAGGUAAACAUAAAGGCCACCCAUCUUGUGUUUCUGUUGGAUCAGCUAACCCUCUAACUAGCACAAUUUCAAAGCUAGAUUUCUCAUUAUACUAUGGCAACGAAGGUCCCACGGCCACAUUGAUUUGCCAAGCCAAGCAAAAUACAUCAAUUGAUCAUCCAUCAAGUAAUCAUAAAAUAAAAUGCUCUGCUGAUGAGAAGUUGAAGAAGUGUUCCACUGGGACAAGGCUAAAGGUCAACUGCAAGAGAAUCAAAGGUUCGCAUUGCCUUUGGUGUACCUAUGUAGAAGUUCCUCUUCUUGAAGGCAUAACACAAAAGACUAAAUUUUGGGAGUCGAUGGACUCAAACUUGCAACCAACAGAUUGCAAGGUAUGCCUAGGAAUUGUUUAUGACCUUGCCUAUUAGAAGGACGAGCAAUUGAUGGAGUAUGUUCACACUGCUCAUAUAAAUCUAGCUUUCUGGAUCAUUAGCGUGGGUAUUUUUGGAGUCUAUGAAGCCAAAUAUCUCCUUGAUUGUUACAAGGACAAGGAAGUGGGUUGGCCGCCUCCCAAUGUACAUGAUAAAUCAAACUUUGAGGAUAAAGUUUAUUGAAAAGGGAAAUGGAAUGUUAUGUGCACAUUUUUAAUAUAUUUUUAUGUAGCAUUUGAG
This is a messenger RNA of Ilex paraguariensis (yerba mate), 825 nucleotides long. NCBI's taxonomy places the organism in Eukaryota, Viridiplantae, Streptophyta, Magnoliopsida, Aquifoliales, Aquifoliaceae. The record is from the annotation of a GenBank genome assembly.